AUGCCUGCUUAUAACAUCGUUGUCUUCGCCGGUGACCACUGCGGCCCUGAGGUCAUUGCCGAAGCUGUCAAGACGCUCCGCGUUAUCGAGAAGCAUCGCGAUGUUUCCUUCAACCUGCAGGACCACCUCCUCGGCGGCGCUUCCAUUGACGCCACCGGCUCUCCCCUGACUGACGAGGCCCUGACUGCUGCAAAGAAUGCCGAUGCCGUCCUCCUGGGAGCUAUCGGCGGACCUAAAUGGGGAACCGGCGCCGUCCGCCCCGAACAAGGCCUCCUCAAGCUGCGCAAAGAAAUGGGUGCCUUUGGCAAUCUGCGUCCCUGCAACUUCGCCGCUCCCUCGCUCGUCGAACACUCCCCUCUGAAGGCUGACGUCUGCCGCGGCGUCGACUUCAACAUCAUCCGUGAGUUGACCGGCGGAAUCUACUUUGGCGAGCGCAAGGAAGAUGACGGCUCUGGCUUCGCGCUGGACACGGAGCCAUACUCCCGCGCCGAGAUCGAGCGCAUCACCCGGCUGGGCGCCAACCUUGCGCUCCAGCACAACCCGCCUCUCCCCGUGUGGAGUCUGGACAAGGCCAACGUGCUUGCGACCAGUCGUCUGUGGCGCAAGGUGGUCACCGAGGUCAUGGCGAAUGAGUUCCCGCAGGUGCAGAUUAACCACCAGCUGAUUGACUCUGCGGCAAUGAUUAUGGUGAAGAACCCUCGUCAGCUGAAUGGUAUCGUCAUUACUAGCAAUCUGUUCGGUGAUAUCAUUAGCGACGAGGCGAGUGUGAUUCCUGGCUCGCUGGGCCUGCUGCCUAGUGCUAGUGUGACUGGCGUGCCAGAUGGUAAGAGCAAGGUGAACGGUAUCUAUGAGCCUAUUCACGGAUCUGCUCCUGAUAUCGCUGGCAAGGGCAUUGUCAACCCUGUCGCCGCUAUCCUUUCUGUGGCCCUGAUGUUCCAGUACUCUUUCAACUUGUUAGACGAGGCCAAGCUCAUCGAGAAGGCCGUCAGCAACGUUAUCGAGGCUGGUAUCCGCACCGGUGACAUUUCCGGCACUGCUACCACUGCGGAAGUUGGUGAUGCCGUUGCCGCUGAGCUGGAGAAGCUGCUCAAGUAA
Molecule: messenger RNA, 1095 nt
Organism: Penicillium chermesinum
Lineage: Eukaryota; Fungi; Ascomycota; Eurotiomycetes; Eurotiales; Aspergillaceae
Gene: leu2A
Product: 3-isopropylmalate dehydrogenase LEU2
Exons: 6
Coding region: 1-1095 (364 amino acids)
Biological process (GO): L-leucine biosynthetic process
Cellular component (GO): cytosol
Molecular function (GO): NAD binding; 3-isopropylmalate dehydrogenase activity; magnesium ion binding
Source: RefSeq, a predicted model, not a curated record